AGGUAGCCAGCUUUCACUUCUCUUGAAGUCUUGCCUGCUCGUUGCAUUUGGGGCCAGCAGAGCAACCUGCAGAGGCUGAAAAUGGGUCCCCGACUUCCUGCCUUUUGUGGAGUCGGCCAAAGAUAACACUUUUGGUUUGGUUUCAGACAGCCCAGAAGCGGGCCGUUUCUCCUGUGAUUCAUACGUUCCACUUGCAGGUCAAAAGAUUGGCAUUGGUGAGACUGUAAAAUGGAUGUGCUUGCUUUGGACAUCCUUCUGUGCCCUUUGAAGUGCACAGAAGUGUUCUCACUGAUUUCAGUGGGAAAAGCAGUCUCUCUGGUGUGCUCGCUGAUGUGCCAAUUGGUAUUUCCUACUGAUUGGAAGGGAAAGGACGAGGGCCUGGGGUCUGAUUUAUGAAGACUAUGAAUGUUUGCAGACCAGGGCGUUUCGCACAUCACAUACAAUUUGCAGAUCAGUGACUUGGUAGUUUGUUUUAACUGGUCCAUCUAACAUCUUAACUCUGGUUAAAAAUGAAUGGAAAAGACAGCCUGUUAUGAAAUGAAAAUUGUGUGCUGUGAAACCAACAGUUACUCCUGUGGUAAUAAAUUUGGUCUGCAGAGAAAGAGAAAAUGAACUGAAAGCAGAACGUUGAAAUCAAAUUAUGGGAUAGGUUUUUUGACGUUGUGGAUGACCAUGAGGAUCGGCAUCUGUAGCAACCAGAGCCCAUCUCAGUCCUGCAGGGAGUCACUUUGUAAACGCAGUUUUCCUGCCAACGAAGUUUGUUUGCUUGGUGAUAAGAAACAAUGGUCAACUCGAUGUGCUACUUAAGCAUUUUAGUGCUUGAGAAGAGGAAUCUAGAUUUGUGCUAAACCUAUUUUCUUAGUCAAAUGCCCGCUUGGCAGCCUAUCUGGAAAGCUGGUAGCACUGUGGCAGAGUGAUUAUGAGGAUUGUUUUCAGCAGUCUCUGGUAAGUCUGCUUUUAAGAAAGUUCUUUCGUUAAGGAAAACGCAGGUCUUAUCUUCGGGAUUGGAAAGACUGCAUGAGAAAAAGGCACGGGCAUUGCUGGGUGCUCAGGGUCAUACUUUUCAAGGUGCCUGAAAAGCAGUGAUGGUUUUGGCUUUGAGAAAGACUACUGUUCAUCCACUAGAGUGAUAUUAGCUGCAAUUAACUGAUAUUCCAGUUACAUAUGAAGGACUCCAUUUUUGUUCUGCUAAGGAAAGCAUAGUUAUAUUGGUUUAAGUUUGUUUAUUCCACUUCCUACAUCUGGGGGUUGUUGUACUCUAAUACACACUCUUUUUCUUAUGGUAGCAAGACAUGUGCUUGCAGUGGGAUGGCACGAUCGGUGUGUGACCUCGCCCAGGCCUGAAGUUGUGCCCUCACUGUGUGCUGUGCCUUGGGGUGAAGCCAGAUGGUGUCUGACACUGGGUGAGCAGACUUCCACAGACAACGCACUCUAGGUUCCAUCCUUUUUUACUGGUGUUGCAAACAAGUUAUUCCUGUACUCUGCAGAAAGCCUCACGACCACAAAACCAGCAAUAAUUGUACAAAUGAUAAGCUUGUCUUCCUCCUCCUUUAUCCAGAUAUUCUGAGUGCGACAGACAGCAGAGAUGUGCAUUGCUGGAAUCCAGAGAGUUUCAUAAUGUGGCAGUCGCUUGCUGCGUAUGCCACUGCAUAAAUAAGACAACAUUUAUUUUAAGUACUGAGAAACAUUCUAAGUAGAAGAAAAAAGUGUUCAGGUGAAGCCAGUCCCAUUUGUUUACAAGUCUUGGUUUUGUUCUUCAUACAUAUUAAAUGCUUUUCAUUUGCAUUCUGAUUUUUUGAACCUUUCAAGUUCAUGCUUUCCUUCUUUUUUUUCUUUCUUUUUUUUUUUCUUUUCGUGCAACAAGAAAGUCUGGAUUGAGACCUUACUUUAAAAAGGAAAAUCUGGCUGAACGUCCUGUAUAACCAUGCAACCCCAGACAAAGGGUGUUUAAAAAAUACACUUUGAGAAAAUCGCUCAUCUUGAGAGCAGUUUUCAGCUCUGAGUUUAAGUAAUUUAAGUAAAUACUUCGUUGACAGUUUAAGAAGCUUUUAACAACACCUAUCUCUGUUUGCUUUUCAGGGAGGUCUCUCUUCUACUCUUCUGAACAUUUAGAGCUUGUUUCACCUCUGUAUGUGCUGAUGAAGUCAGAAAUGUGGUGUACCAGCAUGACUAACGUGUGUUGAAUAAUGCAUACAGAUGCUUUCAGAAAUGCAUGCACAGAUUUCAUGCAGUUGUUCCCUUAAGCUGCUGAGCAGUAGGGGGGGUGCAGAGCCGUCCUCAGGGCAGCAGGAGGAGGUGGGUUGGCAUCCAGGGAGGAGCAGAAAACCUCUGUGAUUCCCUGAGGAAAUCAUAAAUGCCUUCAAGGCCUUAAGCUUCGUAGCCUGGUGUUUAACCCUGUGCUUGUUGUUGGAAUGCUGUUAACAUAUAAGUGAUUUCUUAUAGUUCAGGCUGCUGAAUAUACUCGUUUUAAAUUCAUUGUUGUUUGUUGCAGUGCUGUUCUCAAGCUGUACACAUCAAGACAAGGAGGAGACAUCCUUCCUCAGCUCAAAGAUUCUGUCUCUCCCUGCUAUGGAUGCAAGUACGAGCGCCUGGCCAUACGUUCCCCAGGGUGCAGACAGCUUUCUGACCAGCUGCUCUCCCUGUUCUAUCCCUAGCAGUAACAUCCAGGGAAAGCAGAGGCCGACUGCUGUCCUGUGGCUGUGUAAGAGCCCCGUUCUGGGCUCGCAGGCUAGGUGCUCCAGCAUGGCGUUUCUAGGAGGUUGCUGCUCCACUUGUGUGGUUUCAAUCGCUUAAGUCUUUGGCCUUGUGCCUUGAAGUGCCAGCAGAGACAUGCUCUAAUUGCCCGUAAACGCACCUUCUGUCAUAUCAUUGUUUAAUUAUUCCAGCUUCUCACUGCCACGCACUGCUUACUGUCUCUCCUGCUAUCUUUAUUUAAUUGAGUGGAAAAAGUCUGAGACUUGUGCUUCACUCACGUCGCUUUGUAUUUAUCCAGCAUCACUGGAUCCUGCUUUGAAGUGCCGGCUUUUGUAUGCAGAAGUCAGUCUUCUAUACAGAAAAAAUAAUGUCUAUGUCAAAAGCGUAUGUUAGAAAUAGAAUCAAUAUUUUAACAUAUGGUAAACUCUGGCCAUAAAGCUCUUAACACAGUCAAAUGAUUGUAUUAUUAUCCUUUGAAACUUGGCUCUGCCCCUGAGAAACAAGGAAGGGAAAGAAAACUCGAAUAACCAAGCCCUUGUCCUCACAGUGCAGGACUGUUCUCAGUCUGUCGCUUUGUCUGUGCCACUUCUUCCUUUUCUGUCUCCCAGCUCUGUUUUCUUCCACACUGAAUGCAUUCAGCUCCAGGAGCCUUCUUUCCUCAGCCCAUCCCUAUGGAUCUGUUUUAGGGCAGUACCAGAUGUCAGUUCAGUCCCAAGAUUCACCCUACAACAUCCCCAUGGGAGUUCCACCACCGUUUCAGACAGCUCUAAUGCUUCUAUACCAAGCCUUGCAACUAACCAAAUAUUAAUAUGUAGAAAAAAAUAAUCUGAGAUCUCUCCAAUGCUCCCCUUGUCUGUAUGGCCUGUAAAAGACGUGGCAGCUUGUUGGCUGCUUUUCUUUCCUCCCCUUCCCUGUGUCAGUGACAAAUGCACAUUGUUUUUCUGGUCUUCAGUUCAGCUUUCAGUCUCUGAGCCAGAAAAACGCUUUGUGCAGCACCUAGCACACCAGAUCAGUAUCAAGGCAGCUGUGUGCUCCUACACCAACACGAAAUACUAGGGUUGCUGGCACUCACUCUGGCCUAGUUUGCCUCUCUCCUGGCAGGAGUUUGAUGACGUCCUCCUGGAAGAUCACUGUCCAUCUGAACAGAUCUAGCUUUCAGGAUCCUAUUUUAUUUCUUCAUAAAUUGUCAACUGAGAUUUUCAUUUGCAGGUGUGCUCCUUAUAGUGUUCGGCUCCUUGACUGAGCCAGCAUCAUUUUUGGGGUUGUACUUUCCGGCUUCCCAUAACUGUAAGAUUAUUCAUUUCAUACUAUUUUCUGAUUUGUUUUAUUUUUCAUCCGUCUCUUUCCUGCUGGAAAGAGCAAUUUAUAUAAUGAUUUCACUGUGGAAUUGACUUCAAGCUUUACUGCUAUUUGUCACCGUUCAGGAAAUCCAUCCCUGGCUCCAGAAGAACACUCGGUCCCUGCUGACAGUCUGAAAGAGGGAGAGAAAAUAGAUAGCAGAGCUGCAGCUAUUAAGACCAACAGGCACAUAUUUUAUUCCAACUCAGUUUUCCAUUCCCAAAUGCCUUUUGAAGAAAAUCUUUUUUGUUUGAGAGAACAUGAAGGAAGGUUGUGGGUACUGGUGAGUUUUUUUGGGGGGAUGGAGGGUUGUUUUGGUGGUGAUGGUUUGUUGUCGAUGUUGUUUCAUAGGGACUGUCCUGUUCUUGCUCAUCUCCAUCUUCUUCCACUUUUCAGGCAGCAGGCUCACAACAGUGACAGGAUGUCAUCUAAGGAAAGCUGCUGCUGCUUCUGGCCUUGGUUAACCUGUUGGUGAUGGUGCUUGCCUGGGCAUGGGGCAACUGGCUUUUCACACAGCUCAGCAUGGACGUGUUGCCACUCCCAGUAACUUUUAGGACACAGUCAAGUUGUUUUUCCUGAGAUUGCUGUACCCAUUAAUCUUAAGAAAAACAUGUAAUAAAACUGUUCUGCCUUCCUGGGGCCACCACUCCCAGAGACCUUUCCCCCUUUUGGCUUCUGCAGUAGCUUUUUUCCUUUGGCUUUGCAGCUUUAUCAGCUAGAAAUGAUAAACUACAGAAUUGGUUGGCUUCAGGCUCUCUUUUUUGCAGGAUAGGCUAUGCUUGUGCCUAUUGAGGAAUGGAAGAUCAUAAAGGACGAGGGGGAGGUGGAAGGCUGCUCCCUCUUGUACACAGUGCAGGGGCAGGAUACAGCCUUUUAUGAAGUUCAGCAAAGAAAAACUUGGGCUGCACACCGUGCCAUACCAGUCAGCCUGGUACUAAUGUUCCUGGACCUUUGAAGGCAAGAAACGACAUGCAGUGUGAAUGAAAUCUAAGCCUUGCUGCACCAGAGCACUGGUGCCAGCCAACUUUAGAAGUCUGAUGUGAGAGUCAGGUGGAGCAGGUAGCAUGGCAGGAGAUGCCAUGUAUCACCUGCAGGCAUGUAGAUCUGCAGUGCUGCUACAGCAUCCAAGUCCAACCGCAAUGUGUGGCAUGCAAGAAGCUGGUGAACCCAUGGCCACAUUUGACUUGAAUGCACUUUCCUUGGGAGGAAGUGGCUUUUCCCUUGAAAAGCUCAAUUCCCCAGGGUCCCUGGGGAGGUCAGGGGAAAAGUGAUUUCAUCAGAAUAUGUUCAGAAUGCCUUGACAAACUCUUAUCAUCUUGACUAUGGAGUCAAACUUAGGCAAACUUAACCUCUGUAGUUUUAAAGCCACUUUUGUGAGUACCAAACUCCUCCUCCUCCUUGCUUUGAGAGUUAUGCUGUCCCUGGUAGGCACAUUGCUUACUGUGGUUGAGGUGCUGCAGACCCAAGCCGAGAGAAGCUUGUCUACCAGUGCACAGCGUGUCCUUUUGCAUCCUGCUCCAUCCUUUUGGCUUAUCCUGGAAUAGGUUAGCAGGUACCAGAGAAAUGAAAUGAGUCAGGAAAUGUUGGUUUCUUUCUGGAUAGCCUGACUGGGCUGAAAUAAUCAGCAUCUGUUUCAGUUUAAAUGAGUUUUCAUUCCAGCCUUAUUCCCUUUUCAAAGUACAGAAAACUGAAGCCUUUAAUUUGCCCUGUCUUUUACUGUAGAGAAAAUUAGAAGUUUCUGUCAGCUGAUACUAUCCCACCUAGAAAAUCUAUGCUAAAAUAAAAUACAAUGUAUUGUCUAUUAUGAAUGAAAAAGCUCUUGCUGGUUUCUCUCAUUUGUAGUGUUAACUUUGAAAGAUAAAUUGUUUGAACUGGUUGGCUCUCCGAUUGUGUAACUGAAGAUCAGCUUGCUUGGUAGCCUGAUGGAUCUGCAGUUUCCCCUUGCACUAAAUAAGCUGCAGAACUGCCAGCCCUGGGGCAGUUAGGACACAGCACAUACUUGAAAAAAAUUGUCACUUUUACUAGUAAAUCAGAGAAAAUAAUCUCAUGCAUGACAUCCUGGAUGCUACAGGAUUGAUCCAUUUGGAGCACCUCCUGUAGGACCUAGAAUGUGUGUCUGAAACUCACAAACAUACGUAACUGCUAAUGAGUUUAAAGUUGAAGAUGGCAGGCCCAGAACUGUUUUUACGUGGAAGUUUUGCAACCCUAAACCAUGAAGCUUGGUUUUGAGGACACAGGCAUGUGGAACAAACUUCAUCCUUUUUUUUCCUAUGUGUUUGCUUUGUAGAACCAACAACAAGAAGAAGUAGAAAGAAUUCCUUGUCUCUCAAUUGAGCAGACCUGACUGAGCACAGAGAAGGAACAGGGUAAAAAAUAGUAACAUCUUGCUGCACUGUAGUCCCUCAGCAGAGAACCACAUUUUGAGGUUCCCCUUCUUUGUGUCUUUUGUAUUGCAACAGAAGCUUUCGCUCUGGUGGCAGUCUUUCUCUUCAGUGUGGUGGAUCUUGUUGGCCAUUCUGUCCCAGUGCUGGUUCCUAGGAAUUGCCAGUGGUUCUGGAUGUGGAUGUGCAUUCCCCCAGGUACAUUUUCUGUGCCUCAUAUUCUCCCUCUUUCCCCAUUUAGGCUGUGCCAGCUCUUCCAGCCUCCCCACUUCCUGCAUACCUGUGACCAUGGCUGUACAGCCAGGAUUACAUCUAAGGUGAAGACAGAAAAACCAUGAUGAAGGCUUAUGCUAUUUUCAUGAUGGAUAUGAUGCUCAUAAAAAUGAAAAGGUCUGUAUCAGUGAAGAUUUGGGAAGAAAUGGUGCUGCUAGGGGCUGAAAUUGAGCCAGAGCUCAGCUACCCGACAUCCAGUGGAAGUACUAAUACGGAGCGCUUGACCUAAUCUCUAACAGCUGAAUCUCCUGAGACCAGGAUUAGGAAAAGAGUGCCUUCGGAACCAAUAUGUAGCAAAUGGGUAUCGUGCCGCUGAAGCUCCUCCCUUGGUUCAACACUUUCAUGUUUUAAGGAUCCUUGUAGCCACAACAGUGAAUUGCUCUUGUUAACUUCAGAAGUGGAUUUCAUGUGGUGCUUGCUAAGUGUUGAAUCACCAUGAGUAGUAAUCUAGGAAAAGAAAAGGACUGUAAAGAGAAAGAUCCAAAAGUCCCGUCGUCAAAAGAAAGGGAGAAGGAGGCCAAAGCCUCUGGAGGAUUUGGGAAAGAAAGCAAAGAGAAGGAGCCCAAGACCAAAGGGAAAGAUGCCAAAGAUGGAAAGAAAGACUCCAGUAGCACGCAGCCUGGGGUAGCUUUUUCAGUGGACAAUACGAUAAAAAGACCUAAUCCAGCCACAGGUACCCGCAAAAAAUCCAGCAAUGCUGAAGUGAUCAAAGAGCUAAAUAAAUGCCGGGAAGAGAAUUCAAUGCGCUUGGACUUGUCCAAGAGGUCUAUACACAUGCUUCCAUCAGCUGUCAAAGAGUUAACGCAGUUAACAGAACUUUAUUUAUACAGUAACAAACUGCAGUCUCUGCCAGCAGAGGUGGGCUGUCUUGUGAACCUGAUGACACUGGCCCUGAGUGAGAAUUCACUCACCAGUUUGCCUGACUCUCUUGAUAACUUGAAGAAACUGCGCAUGCUUGACCUGCGGCAUAACAAACUGAGAGAGAUUCCUUCGGUGGUGUACAGACUGACUUCUCUCGCCACUCUUUACCUACGCUUUAAUCGUAUAACUACUGUGGAAAAGGAUAUCAAAAACUUGUCAAAGCUCACCAUGCUUAGCAUACGAGAGAACAAAAUCAAGCAACUACCUGCUGAAAUUGGUGAGCUGUGUAACCUCAUAACGCUGGAUGUAGCGCACAAUCAGCUUGAACAUCUUCCAGAAGAGAUUGGAAGUUGCACGCAGAUCACCAACCUUGACUUGCAGCACAAUGAGCUCUUGGACCUGCCAGAAACCAUAGGAAAUCUAUCCAGUUUAAGUCGUCUUGGCCUGAGGUACAAUAGGCUGUCAGCAAUUCCGAAGUCUUUAGCAAAAUGCAGUGAACUUGAUGAACUGAACCUGGAGAACAACAAUAUUUCUACUUUACCAGAGGGUCUUUUAUCCAGCCUUGUCAAGCUGACUAGUUUAACACUGGCCAGGAACUGCUUCCAGUCCUAUCCUGUGGGUGGCCCGUCCCAGUUCUCCACAAUCUACUCUCUCAACAUGGAGCACAACCGCAUCAAUAAAAUCCCCUUUGGAAUUUUCUCUAGAGCUAAAGUAUUAAGUAAGCUGAACAUGAAGGACAAUCAGCUGACCUCUCUCCCCUUGGACUUUGGGACUUGGACUAGUAUGGUAGAACUGAACUUAGCUACUAACCAACUCACAAAGAUCCCUGAGGAUGUGUCUGGGCUUGUUUCUCUUGAGGUUCUUAUAUUGUCAAAUAAUCUCCUAAAAAAACUUCCCCAUGGAAUUGGAAAUCUCCGGAAACUCCGAGAGCUAGACCUAGAGGAAAACAAACUGGAAUCCUUGCCAAAUGAAAUAGCUUACCUCAAGGAUCUGCAGAAAUUGGUUCUGACUAAUAAUCAGUUGACCACCCUUCCCAGAGGUAUCGGUCACCUUACCAAUCUGACUCACCUUGGGCUUGGAGAGAAUCUUCUCACACACCUUCCUGAGGAAAUUGGUACACUGGAGAAUCUGGAAGAACUGUAUUUGAAUGACAACCCCAACCUGCACAGCCUUCCCUUUGAGCUGGCUCUUUGCAGCAAACUGUCAAUAAUGAGUAUUGAGAACUGCCCACUCAGCCACCUUCCGCCUCAGAUUGUUGCAGGAGGACCCUCUUUCAUCAUUCAGUUCCUAAAGAUGCAGGGACCAUACCGUGCCAUGGUCUGAUGCUGAUCGGAUUGUCCAAUACACUGUACAAAAACACAAACUGCAUUAAUGUUUUAAUUGUCUGCGUAUGUAUAUAUAAUAUAAUAUAUGUGGUUUAUAUUAUAUUAUAUAUAUAUAUAAAUAUAUAAAUAAUAUAAAACGGCAAAUUUAAGACUGCAUUAUGUGUUUCUGCUAAUAGAGGAAUCAUAGCCAUUUAGAUUUUUUUUUUUAUCUGUAAAAAUGCUUGUCUAAGUUUUCUUUGCUGAAUUUGAUGGAAGUUGAGUAACCUGGACAUGCCAGUUCAUUUAAAGCAAUUGCCAAUGAACUCAAAUUUAAGGGACAAAGGUAGUUUUGCUUAGAUUUACUUUCAGUUAAGAGAAACAUAUAACCUUUAUAUAAUGAACUUUUCUGUUUAAUCCCUCUUUUUUUUUUUUUUUUUUUUUGUGUGUGUGUGUCAAAACCUGUAAGGGUCACGUGUCCUGAGGUUGGGAUUUUCUUUUAACUUAUUUUGAGAUUUGAAGCAAAUGGUGUUUUUAUAUUGUUUACAGUCAGAGUAAAUCACUGGAUUUUGUUUUAUUUUGAUUUGCUCUGUUUUAAUCAGUCAUAUCUAGAAUUUAUAUGCCUCUGCUGAUGAAUUUUUAUCAACCGGUUUGUAUACUAAAGACAUAUACUCAUCAGAACAACUGGCAGGUGAAAAGGAUGCAGUCAAAAUGAAAGAAAAGGAAAAAGAAAAAAAAAGGAAAAAAAAAAGCUUGAAUUCUUUUAAGUCUUGCUUCCCUGAAUUAUCAGUUGCAGGCAUAACAUAUCUGAACUGAGCCUUUUGCAAUUGGUCUUUUCUAGCACAAGUAAACCUUUUCAGAUUGGUGAAAACACGGAGUGAGAAGCGGUUUUCUUUUUUGUGAAGUAACGACUCCACGAGGUCUAACAGUACAGUUAAGUGGCAAGGAAAUAAUAUAUAUGUACAUUUUUAUUACAGUGUUGAGUCAUAAACUACAACAGGCAAUUUUAAGGAUUCCUUAUAGUCCUUGUACAAUAAAUGAAUGUGUCUUACUUUUGAACACUGCAAUAUAUGUAAGUUUUAAAGUUGGUAACAAUGUACUACGGUUUUAUAUCUUGACUUGCCUUGUACCUCCUUCCAUUAUGGAACUUCUGUGUCCAAGCACAAUAUCUUCACACUGUGCUGUUUUGCUGCUGAACUAAAUGCACUUUUCCCCACAGCUGGGGCACUUGCUUCAAAAUAUUCAGUUCAGUACCUUGAUUAUUCUUUUUUUUUUUUUUUUAACUUCAUCCUAUCUGUUUCAGUAUUAAACCGAUCUGUUAAAAAAGAGGCACCUUUUUCAUUUGUGCAUCGCUGUCGAUAGCUCGAGAGAAACACUGUAAGUAGUAGACAUUCAGUUUUACUGCAACUCCCUUGGUUGCUCACAAGGCAGAAGAUGCUUCAGGGAAAUGGAUGCUGUUGCUGCACUUGCAGGGCCAGUUGCCCUUUUCCAGGAGGGCAGGAGCUCGAGGCGGUUGCAUUCCACGUUUACUAAAGAGCUGUCCAGUUCAUACUUGCUGGAGUUGCUGCUGGGGUAGUGUGGUUUAGAGGACUUUAUCUUUUGAACAAAAUCAAAUCAGCUGAUGCUAUGAGAAAUUUAUUUCAUGCGCAGAAGCUUGGGGGAAUGUUAUUUCUGGCUUUCAGGCAUGCUUACUUACAUGUAUUGCCUUCAUCUAGUUUUGCUUUUUUGUUCUUUUUUUUUCUCCCAACAUUGCAUUCUGCUUUGUCUUAUGUCUUUUCAUUAACAAGGAGUAAGUUUUAAAUGGAAGGCAGGUGGAGAUAUAAAACCUUAGAGGGCUUAAAUGUGCUGUAAAACUAUUGUAGAUGUCACUGGAUUUUACUAAGUAAUAUUCUUUUCUUUCUCACACAAUAACUCUGCCCCCACCUCUUCCCCCCUCCCUGCCUUGUUUCUUUUUUACAUCUACUGUAGCUUUUCAGUUUAGAAUUUAGUUUAUGAAAGGCUGUUUUCUUACAGUUCUGCCUGAAGUUAAUCGUUCUCAGCAUUAAGGUGUUAAAAUAUGAAGAUGCUGUGAUGCAUAAUUUCAAGACUGUAAUCUAACUUUGGAAUAGACUGCUAAACCCACAUUUGUGCCCUCAGGUCACUGGGGGAAAAUGGAUUGAUUAGUACGGUUCUUUGAAACAAAAGUGGCGACCCCUUGUGUUUUCAGGCGUCUUGGUCUCAUUCCUUGUCUGCUCCUCAAUCUCAUUUUUAUAAGAGCUGACAGGAUUAAAUUUGCUUAGUUUGUAAAUACGUCAGUUAUUCACCUUGUUAAGGUACAUGGUUCAUGACUGUAUGAUGGCAGCUCACCCUCUCUCAGAUAAAUUCUUGUGGAUGGGUUGGCUACCGAAAUUUUGCUCGUUACACUUGCUUAAAAACAAAGUAUUCUUUUCAUUACACUUUUAGGGAUAAAUAAAGCUAUGUUUUAAUUCAUUGCUAUAUUAAAAGCAGGAUAUUUUUUCAAACUCUUUGUAUUAGUAUGGUUGUUGCAACGCCAGAUCAUCCCGAGCCCUGUUUUAGAAGUUUAAUUUUAUGCAUUCUGAAGGGAAAAUUUGAAAGUUUCUUUAAAAUUAUCCCAAAGUUUAGAUAUUAAGCAUAUGGAAUGGAUUGGGAGUAGGCACAUAUAAAUCUCCAUAUGUGCACACGUGGAUUUAUAUCCAGAUCCAUUGAUAGAGCCAUACAGAUCCAGCUGUUUCGACCAUAACAGACUUCUACAUUUGCCAGGAUGCUGGCUUGUUAAUGGGUUGGGUUCUAAAUGGCAUUUAAUGCCUGAUGACGUUGGGCACGUGCUGGGUUUAUUUCUACGUGUUUCAAUAUUUUGUUGGGCCUAAUCAAUUAAAAUAUGAACGGAAAUAACUUCAUCCUGGCAAGUGUAUGUAUGCAUACAUACGUGUUAUAUGUAUCUAUGUUUGUGUGAAAACAUUGACAGAGUGGUGAAAUGAACUCCUUAGGGCUUCUUCCAAAGCAGAAUGCAGAAACAGGUCAUCCCCAAAUACUCAUAUUUUUGUCUGCCUUGUCCUACUGUUAUCUCCCAAAUAAUUUACAGGGGUAAAACGUGACAAUCUUUACUUUGGGUGAAAAUAAUGACCUUUGUAUCUAUUUUGAAUGUCUCCCUGCAAUGUACAUAAAAAUAUGUGCAUAUACAUAUGCUCUAUAAAGACACUGUCCUGAAUCAUGCCUUGACAUAGCAGAAGCUGAAUUACUGUACUACAGACUACACCGUGUUACGGAAAUUUGGUCAGGCAUAAAACAGAUUAGGGAUUUCUUAAAUAAGAAAGAGAAGGUUUUAUUGCCAUUAUGACUCAUUUUGGUUGCGUUGCAUUUCAAUUUGCUACAUAGAAAGCUGUUACUCCCUGCAAAAAUGUUUUAAGUUUAGAUAGUAUAAAACCAUUACAGUUCUGUCUCUUCUUGUCCCGUAUUCAACUUCCUAAACACAUUUUCUAGCCUAAACGCAGCAGAAGGGCUGCGCGUACAGCAGGGCCACAGAGCUAUCUGAUGGGCACUUUGUAGUUUGUCAGAUGCUAUUGGAGGCUUCUAAAUUCAUACGCCCCUUUUUGGAAAGAGAUUUAUGCUGUAAAAUAUUUGCUUCAGUGCCUCUUUUUGGUUUAGGUUUUCCCUGCAGUUUGUCCAUCUUUUGCUAAUGUUGUGUGAGAAAGUGCAUGUUCAGACUUCUUGAAGGUCGUGUUUGUACAUGAUUUAGUAAAGUAGUACUCAAACUGUCUGGCUGGUUAGCACUUAAACCCAUUGUAUCACGUGAAAUUCAAGUAUCAUCUCUGAUCCUGGGAGUUGGAAAAAUAGCUUUUAUUUAAAAAUCACAGAGCUUUAUCAGAGCGUUUUUGUUUAUUUUGUUUUGAAUUUAAAUUUCUGAAUCAGUACAGACUUAGCUGGAGAGUCUUCAUAUCUGGAUUCAACUAAGAACUUUCGUAUGGUCAAACCACACCUCAGUUGUAUCCGAUUGGCAUGCUGGGAAUAGCUUCUAAUUAGAUGUGCAGUUGGCAGUAAUUUGCACAACACAAACUUCAAGGCACGGUGAGGACAAUUACAAACAACCGAUAGUAUCUACAAGUGGUUUUUGUUUUUAUGCUGGCGAAGGUCAGAAAACGAUGUUUAAUAUUCUGAUGUUUAGGUCUUAACCAGGACUGCACAGGACUUUUACUGUGGAAAAAUACCAGACCACGCUAACUUUGUGGUUAAAAAGCUAAACAAGAGUGUAAACAGUCUACAAAAAUGUACUUUUAAUCUGAAUUAUUGUAAUGUUGAUUGUUAUGUCUAUAUAAAAGAUUGCCUUGCUUUUUUAUAAGA
Tympanuchus pallidicinctus (lesser prairie-chicken) is the source of this 13186-nucleotide messenger RNA. RefSeq names its product SHOC2 leucine rich repeat scaffold protein (gene SHOC2). The transcript is spliced from 10 exons. Gene Ontology annotation, molecular function: protein phosphatase 1 binding. The record is from RefSeq and is a predicted model, not a curated record. Bases 7122 to 8870 code for a protein of 582 amino acids. NCBI's taxonomy places the organism in Eukaryota, Metazoa, Chordata, Aves, Galliformes, Phasianidae.